AUGAACGCGUGUACAAACGCGACCUGCAACAACCAAAUUGGGUCUCCCAACCUUUUUUCGGGGAAUAUUGAAGCUGCGAACUAUGAUUACUUGGUCAACAAAACGUCGACAUAUGUUUUUCUCGCAACAUUCUCCCUUGUGACUGUGCUGCAUAUUCUUCUUGGUAUCUAUUGGAGAAAGUGGUGGACGCUGUAUACCCUCUGUAUUGGAUCUAUGUUGGAAUCGAUUGGAUGGGGAGGACGAUACUGGAGUGCGAAAACACUCUUUUGGGAUCCAACGAAUGGGGGAUCGUGGUCUAGUGAUGAUCAAGGUUUUAUUAUGCAAAUCGUUUGUCUCAUUAUUGCACCCACGUUUUUCUCUGCAGCAAAUUACAUUCUAUUAGGAAGAUCUCAAUACAGCUCGAUUACCGCUUCUUCCUUUUCAAAGGUGUUUACGUUUGCCGAUUUUAUCUGUUUACUGAUACAGUGCAUUGGUGGAGGAAUGGUCGGCACUGCUGAGACUGAUGAAGGUAUGAGGAAUGGAUUACACGUCAUGGCUGUGGGAGUCAUCGCUCAAAUUGUUGUCACUGUUAUAUUUUCCAUCUUCUUCGCAGAGUUCUACCUGCGAUGCAGCCGCAACCGUCCUGCCAUGAAGACUGUCAAUUUACUUGCUUGGCUCAGAUUCUUCAAGAGGUGUGCAAUGCCAAGCAAAUCUUCUUCGAGCUCGCCAAGUGGAACUAUCAGUGAAGCUGAAAAAGGAUCUCAACCACUUAUGACUGACCAGACGCCGUCCAUGGUACAAGGUCCGCAAAGAAUCACUUGGCUGCAGGGGGCAUUGCUAGCGUCCAACCUCCUUGUUCUAGCCAGAUCAACCUAUCGAGCAGUAGAGCUUCUCAGUUUCAGCCCCGAGAAGCCGGGAGCUUACGCAGACCAGAACCUGUUCAUUGCUAUGGAUGCUUCUUUGAUGCUUCUCCUCCUUGUUAUAUAUGUUGUAGCUCACCCCGGACUUCUAGAUGGCCGAAAGCUGUUUUGA
Molecule: messenger RNA, 1011 nt
Organism: Kwoniella shivajii
Lineage: Eukaryota; Fungi; Basidiomycota; Tremellomycetes; Tremellales; Cryptococcaceae
Exons: 10
Coding region: 1-1011 (336 amino acids)
Cellular component (GO): fungal-type vacuole; plasma membrane
Source: RefSeq, a predicted model, not a curated record